This is a messenger RNA of Adineta steineri, 1116 nucleotides long. NCBI's taxonomy places the organism in Eukaryota, Metazoa, Rotifera, Eurotatoria, Adinetida, Adinetidae. The record is from the annotation of a GenBank genome assembly.
AUGAAUUUCUUUGGUGUUCUUUUUGUAUCGAAUUUCUUACUUGCUUCAAGCAAACAAGUAGUCAUCUCAAAUAUUCUUCCGCGUCUAGAUCGAGAUGGUAAAUAUGUUGAUGCACAUGAUGGUUGUUUAGUAAAAUUUAACAAUACUUAUUUCAUAUAUGGUACAGUUUACGGUGAAUGUCAUCAAUCUACUACUGUUUGUGAUGGUGUAUGUGGUUAUCUAAAUAAUACUUUUGCUUUAUAUACAUCAUCAGAUCUUGUCAACUGGACAUUAAUUAAUAAUAAUAUAGUACCGGAAGUUACACAAGAUCAUAAUUAUAUCAAUUAUUGGAUGCCAAAUGUCGGCUAUAAUGUUCAUACUAAGCAAUAUGUAAUGAUUUAUUGGUCGAGUAGAUAUGGAUUUAAGAAUUCUGUUAUUGCACUUGCUGUUUCUUCAACACCCUAUGGUCCUUUUGUAAAUGUUCCACCAUUGGAAAUGCAAGGAGGAAAAAGAAUUAGUGAUACAACUAGUUUAUUUGUUGAUGAUGAUAAUACAGCAUAUGUUCGAUAUAAUACACGUGAUGCACCUUUGAGACAUAUUAUAGAAAAACUCUCACCAGAUUGGAUGACAACUACUGGGCAAUUUUCUAUUAUUUUCGAAAAACAAGAUUUUCCUUGGUAUGAUGGUGGUGGAACAUUCAAACGAAAAGAUAUUUAUUAUACAAUGUUAUCAUUUGAUUGUUGUUUUUGUCAAUGGGGUUCAGAUGCACGAACAUUUGCUACAACUGAUAUACUUGGUAAUUGGACAUAUAUUGGUCAAUUAAAUUAUUGUGCUGAUGGAAAAAUUCCGCCUGAUCAUGUUUCCGAUAUGUACAUAAAUCCAUGUUCAAUCAAUAAUACAUUUGGUACAAAUUUCACAGUUCCUGCUCAACAAUUUAAUGUUGCUACUUUGCCAGUAUCAUCAGAAGAAACAUUAUACAUGUACUAUGGAGAAAGAUUUCGUUCCAGUAAAGAUGGAAUGAAAGGUCAUGAUUUUCAAGCUUGGAUACCAAUAGAAUUUACGACUAAUGAUACUUUAUUACCUCUGAAAUUCUACAGCAAUUUUACGGUAAAUAUUCAAGAAAUAUUCCAUACAUAA